Messenger RNA from Fusarium fujikuroi IMI 58289, 666 nucleotides. RefSeq lists its product as uncharacterized. Bases 1 to 666 code for a protein of 221 amino acids. The transcript has a single exon. Lineage: Eukaryota; Fungi; Ascomycota; Sordariomycetes; Hypocreales; Nectriaceae. The record is from RefSeq and is a predicted model, not a curated record.
AUGGAAGCCUACUACCCUUCCCAACACACUCACCAAUUCCCUCUCAGUCAACCCCCAGACUGCCCUCUUUGCCCCAACACACCUAAACGCAGCAGAGUUGAUCCUGCGAAGCGUAGCGCUACCGCUGGUCGUCCCUACUACUAUUGUCAAGCCGACCACAAGCGUCAGUUCAUCACCUGGGAUGACAUGGUGGGCAUUUCCUCUACCAACCCUCGAUGCCGAUGCGGUCAUCGCAGCCGACGAAACGAAGGCAAUGGACCUGUGCCAAGUGCAUGGUACAAUUGCUCUUCACGACGAUGUUCCUUCAAUCAGAACAUCGACGACGAUGAGAGCGAUGCGUCUCCUCACUCCAGCCCAUCAAGCUGGAAGGGUAGUACCGCUUCUUACACCACCGCCGGGUAUGUAUCACCCCGAAAUGAGAAGACAGGCGAUCUAAUAGUAUUCAGUUCAACAUACAGUGGGCAUGGCAGGAAGAUGUCCGCUGGAGAGGGAAAAGACAGCGGACUUCUUGACAAGAUGAAUGCUAUGACUAUCAAGAUUGAGCAGCUUGAGACUAACCUUGCCUCUCGGUCGUCUGUCACUGGAAGGUCUUUCGACGCCAACUGUUCUGUUCAUGGGCAUGGACGCCGGUCGCUAUUUGGCCGUCGCCGCUGCAUCUGUGAUUAG